Messenger RNA from Solea solea (common sole), 4697 nucleotides. RefSeq names its product SUMO specific peptidase 7 (gene senp7). The coding region runs from base 166 to 3354 and encodes 1062 amino acids. The record is from RefSeq and is a predicted model, not a curated record. NCBI's taxonomy places the organism in Eukaryota, Metazoa, Chordata, Actinopteri, Pleuronectiformes, Soleidae. The transcript has 23 exons. Gene Ontology annotation, biological process: protein desumoylation. Gene Ontology annotation, molecular function: SUMO-specific endopeptidase activity. Gene Ontology annotation, cellular component: nucleus; cytoplasm.
GUUGCCAUGGAACGUUGAAGCGCUUGUUAAGAACAAAACCAGAUUCAGUGAAAUGUGUUUAUGGAAGCCGUUGAAGGCGUUUGCGAGAAAUUAGCUAUUUUAUUUCAUUUUCGAUCUCAUUAUCAAGCUAAUUCAUAACCUAAGUGCCUUACUAAAUCGUGGACCAUGAUGGAGCGAAGGAGAGCCUUAACUAUUCCCUUUAGUGUAAACAAGGAUAACUUGAUGGAAAAUCCACUCAAAAUCCCCAUGACAUGUCUUUCACCUGAGUGUGGGAAGUUAGACAGACAGGUUUCCUGGACUGCUUUUACGGGCUGCAAACGCCAACGUCAUGAUUCACAGCAUAAAAAUGGAUCUGUGCUGUUUGAUCACGCAGCGAUGAUUUCUUUGGAAAUUAAUAGGAGGAAGCCCCGUUUGGUCCUGACAGACGUCCUCAAAACAGAGCAGGGAAAGAUGCACUUGGAAAGGAUAAAACGGAGUUGUAUCUUGGAAAAAGGAGGACAAAUGUCAAUACGAAAAGCGAGAGGGCAGUGCAAAAAGGAGUCUCUGAUCUGCAGAGGGACACGGUCUGGUCAGAGAGAUGCCAACAAGGAUAACAGCACAAGUGUAACUCCUAAACGCAAUCAGAGGUCCACAUCUUCAACCCCACAAAGGUCGAGACUCAGGAGGAGGUUACAAAACGAUGAUGAGGAAGAGGAGAAGGAAGACGGCCAAGAAAUCCAGGAGGUGAUAAUAGGCAAGACGAAUGGAGCAGACUACAAAUUUGCUGAAGUUGUAGACUGUGGGUUGUCAGUGAGCUGGGAGCCUGUGGAGAGCUCAGGAGGUUGUGAAGAAUUCCCCCCAGCAAGCAUCAAGGACAAGUGGACUGAUCCGGAAAACGAAGUACAACACAGUUUGAAAAGAAAAAGAAAGGAAGAAGAGUCUCAGCUUAAUGGCACAGUCAGCCCUAAACGCCAUCGAACGAGUGUGCUUCGACUCACUGGAGAAGACAUGGGGGACAGAGGACAGGUCCCUGCACCAAUUUGCCCAGAGGACAGCACAGAAGACGAAUAUUUUGACAACGGGGACCGUAGUAUUGUACAAUUCACUGUGGGUGGAGAUGAUACCACACAAGUUCUGGUUCCUGUCAUCCAUCCUAAUUUGCAGUCUGGAAACUCGGCUGGCCAGGAGAGCAUAGUCAGGACAAGCAGUUCUUCUGAACCAAUUGUGCUAUCCAGUGAUGAUGAGGAGGGCAGCAGCGCCCUUCAACACUGCAGUCCACAGAUCCAUUCACUUGUCACUGUGGGGGACACAGCAAGGCAGGAACAAACAUCCCAGCAGGCCUUGAUCGAACCAGAUGAUUCUGUUUUACAGGACAUGGAGGUGGUACGUGUCGUUGUAGAGGAACUUCCUGUGCCACUUCCUCCCAUACAGAGUGUCGACGACCCCUGCAUGGCUGUAGCCUUCUCCAGUAUCUACUGUGGAGGUUACGAUGGGAAGGCAAAUGGAGAUAUCCUGAUGGGUGACGAAAACAUCAUCAUCCCACUGAAAGACAUUAGUGAACAGGUGGAUGUGAUGUUAACCAUAGAACGUAAAGCUUUGAGGAGAUACAGUGUUUGGGAGGAGCCAGAUAUGGAGAUACGGGAGUUUUGCUUAAAGGAAAACAAGGAGCCGUCCCCUCCUGCUGUCCUUCUGUUAUGUGUAUCAGACACUGCUGCAGCUACUGUACGGCGUGACCUUUGCAAACUGCGUGUCAAACAAGGUGCAACCAUUGAAACUGGCAAGGCCAGCCCCUUCAUCCUGCUGACUCUGAGGUAUCCCCUAGAGGGGAUGGAGGGGGCUUUAUUGCGCUCCCUCCUGGACAUUGACUGUCUUAAUGGUCUGACUCAUGAUCACUCUCUUUCAACCCUUGAUUCAGACAGAUUUAGUUGUAGGGAGGGCAUCCACAAUCCCAUUCUUUCUCUGGAUGAUAGCAUAGAACUGAUUCAAAGAACUGGACUGGACUCACACCUCCUGUGUCUGCUGGGCCUUGAGACCACUGGCCCUCUUCUUGAUGCAGACCAGGACAAUUCAUCUGCUGACAGAGACAAAAAAGAAUUUUCACAGACUGACGAAGAGGAAAACAAGACACCACACGACUUGGUGGAGGUUGAGCCACAGAAGACGAGACAAGAAGAGACGGUCCCACAGCUGGACACAGCAGCAGAGCAAGACACAGGGACACAACUCAAACCAGAGGAGGAGCAGAAAGGACAAGAGCCAGAACAGCCUCCUGAGAAUAAAAAGGAGGAACCCACCCCUGUAUACACACUGUGCCAUUGUAGAACCAAGGGAUCAUACUCCGUGUCAAUGUGUAAACCAGACUCCAGAUGGACUAAAUAUAAACAUCAGGGUCUGGCUCACAGGUUGAUCCAGUUUCCUCCACCUCCACUGAAAGGAGGAAUAACAGUAACAAUGGAAGACCUGCAGUGCCUCGACAGUGGGCAGUUCCUCAAUGAUGUUAUCAUUGACUUUUACCUCAAAUAUCUCCUUCACAAUGUGUCUGCUGAUGUGGCCAAACGCUGCCACAUCUUCAGCAGCUUCUUCUACAAACAGCUGACGCGCAGGGACAACGCCAGUGAAGGCGGCACCAGCGAAUCUUGUCAGAGGCAGAGGCGGCACCAACGGGUGAAAACCUGGACACGCCAUGUGGACAUCUUCAAAAAGGACUUUCUCAUUGUCCCUGUCAAUCAGGAGGCUCAUUGGUAUUUAGCUGUGAUUUGCUUUCCGGGCCUUGAUAAGCCAACAGUGGAGGCCUGGCCUGGUACAGAGUCAGAUGGGACAGAUACAUCGGUAGAUCAGGAUGAGACUCAAAUAUCGAAAAGUCCAGAUCACAGCACCGAGACACCACCUAUAUUAAACCACAGUGACACUGCGGCCACAGAGACAGAAAAAACUAAAGACGAAGUCACCAAAGCCCCACCACCUGGCCCAGUGAAGUGCACACAGAAAACGUACCAGAAAAAUACUGUUUGCAAGAGGCCGUGCAUUCUCAUCAUGGAUUCCCUCAAAAUUUCUCUUCAUGAGCGAGUCUUUAAACUCUUACGAGAGUACUUGCAGUCAGAAUGGGAGGUGCGUCAGUGCUCAACAAGGGAGUUUGGUCCCGAUCAAAUGAAAAGUUCACACUGCCAAGUUCCCCUUCAGGACAACAGCAGCGACUGUGGCCUUUACCUGCUGCAGUAUGUAGAAAGUUUUUUGAAGGACCCUGUGGUUCAUUUUGACCUCCCCCUACAACUCCAACGGUGGUUCCCACGGCAACAGGUGCGCAGGAAACGAGAUGAAAUCAGAGAUCUGGUACUUUACCUUUACCGACAGCAGAACAUGGACAAGAGGAGAUAGAUGCAGAAGCAGUUUUAUUGCUCAGUGCAUCACAUUCCUGUAGCCAGUAUGAAUCACUGCUCAUACUAAGCGAUGGACACUUCAGCAGUGUGAACUGAACAUUUCUUUUAAACUUAGGUUCUUUUGUCAUAGGCAUCAAAAAACUUGUAAAUGUAUGAUUACCUUUGGCUCCUGUCAGUGGAAAUGAAGGCAUCAGUUCAGUCAAAAUAAUAAGCUGUUCAUCCAAACCAGAAAUACUUCUGAAUCCAAUUAUGUCUGGAAACACAAACGUUAGUACACCCCAAACCUUUUACUGAUUGUUUUUAUGCUGCAAAACAUUUUUAUAAAGGCAUUAUUUGUAUUUCAUUUUUUAUGUAGAAUCACACAAGUUGGAAACUAAUGAUAAAACUUAGUUAGUUUAUACGGCAGACAUGUAAGCAGAUUUAGUUGGAUUUACUGUGUUUACUUCACAGACUUUUGUUUGCCUUCCUUUGCAUCAGUUAAUUUUUACUGGAUGAGAUAAACAUUACAUCAAUUCAGUCCUGAAAAACACAACCAUGGUGUGACAAACUGUACCUGUCAGUGACCUUGAAGAAAUCCAUUCUAAAGGGUUAAAACCACUGAAGCCUCAGGAACUGGAAUCUGUCCCAACAUGGAGUGGCUGUGGAAUAAUUUCCUACUUGUCACCAUCAUGCCUCACUUCGUUUUCCUAUCAUCUUCCACACACGUCUACCAAUGAUUGACAAUUCAUUUGAAUAAUUGACUUCUCUUUUGUUGAACUCUGACACUAUGUGUCGCUCUUUGUUCAUUGUAGAUGGUUCAAAUCAUAUUGAGACUACAAAAGUGGCUGGCUACACGCUGUCUUUUUGUUAAUGGAAUAAUAUCUGCCACUUUCAGUGUUUGUCUUGACUGAAUUAGAGGAGUACCCCUUUAUACGUUUGCGGCUGCUAUUAGGAAAAUUAACUACGACUAUAGCUACAGUGUUUCUACUGUCGACUAAGCAAAGUACCUUAUUUUAGCACUUUGAGUUCAUACAUAGGAUACACACUUCUGAAUUAUUUCAAUUAAGUUCCAGUCUGAAAAAUGUAAUUCAAAGGUGGACGUACAUUGGCAUGUACGUUUUCUUUUGAAACCUAUGUUACUGAGACUUAAAAAAAUAACACUGACACUAGUAAAUAUAGCGAUCUGUCACUGCUGUUGUCUAAAAUCCUCAAGGGAGAUGAGUCUUGAUAGUCUUGUCGUUAUCAUUCAAGAAGUUCUUGAUUUUUUAUAUGUUUUUUUUGAAGAUGUUGGUGAAUGUACAGGAGCAGAUUCCAAAAUAUCUUUGGUUUCAAAACUAUUAAAACCUCUAGACCAAAUCAUAA